AUGCCAGAGGCACAUGAAACCGUACCUAAUAUAGAGUCUUACAGUUUUGAUGUCACUACUCAGACGACCCCAAAUUCUAAGUUGCCUAUUUUAGUAUACAGAAACGUCUUAGAUAAACAUUUGGUAACCGGUGCUACCAAAAAUAAAGAAUACAUUGAUCAUAUGAACAGAGUUUUUAUGAAAAAUGGUUGGGAGGCAUUAGGCGUUUUUCCUUGCAUAACGAGAGCUCACUAUCAUCCCAAUGUACAUGAAGCGUACGCUGUGAUUUCAGGGCAGUCUGAUUUAAUCCUUGGCUUAGACGUGAACUACAAUCCUAGCAGUAUGACACAUGAAGACCUUAAAAAGCUCAGUUAUUUAGAGCUAUCCAUUAAAGAUGGUGAUAUCAUAGUCAUUCCUGCUGGUGUAUCCCAUUGCUCUAAACGGUAUGAUAAAGAGUACCGCUACGUGGGAUUAUAUCCAAUGAAUGGUGAAAGGUGGAAAUCUGUUUCGAGUACACAAGUUAAGGAGGCAAAUGGUCACUAUGAUAAUUCUAAGGAUGUGAUGGUUGCACAGAACGUUCCUCUUCCCAUAGCUGACCCUAUCUACAACAAAGGUGGUACUGGUACUCUACUCGAACUCUGGGGAGCUUCUUCAUAA
Priceomyces carsonii is the source of this 636-nucleotide messenger RNA. RefSeq lists its product as uncharacterized. The record is from RefSeq and is a predicted model, not a curated record. The coding region runs from base 1 to 636 and encodes 211 amino acids. Lineage: Eukaryota; Fungi; Ascomycota; Pichiomycetes; Serinales; Debaryomycetaceae. The transcript is spliced from 2 exons.